This is a messenger RNA of Owenia fusiformis, 1892 nucleotides long. NCBI's taxonomy places the organism in Eukaryota, Metazoa, Annelida, Polychaeta, Sabellida, Oweniidae. The record is from the annotation of a GenBank genome assembly.
AAGCUACAACCAAUACUGGCGCCACUGGAUCAACGAUUACGGAUCCCAUGGCAACAUCUACACUAGCAACAACCAAUAAUAUUGCCACUGGAUCAACAAUGAUUACAACUCCACCGGAAGAGAUUCUUACUAUAAGUAACAUCACGGCUGUCGGGGCAAAAGGUCAAUUCAUGGGAGUCACAUCUGCAUCAGAUAAAAUGAUAAAGACAUAUGGCGUAAUAAGAAGUUAUCUAAUAUCACCUGGAGUUAGCAAACGUGUGUAUGCAAGACAGAAUUGCCUUCAUCUGGAUUACAAAACAUAUUUUCUCAGGGAAACUGGUGGAUGUGACAAACGAGUAGUCCUCCUCAAAUUUUACAUUCGAUUUUCCUCGUCGGGGUAUAUGAUACAGCUAGCUCAUUUGCUGGGAAACCGAUGUGAAAAUCACGAGUGGAAACGUUUUCAGUUUCAACUUCCAUCCAACGAAGCUUCGUACAAUUUAAUGAUCGAGAGGAGGAAUAUAUUCGAAAUAGAUGUCGCCAUUGACAAUGUACGGGUCGUUGGUGGUGUAUGUCCUGGAGUUACAGAUUGCUCUGGAUUCCAUUGUAACAAUGGGAGAUGCAUUCCUAACAAUAUGUUGUGUGAUGGCAAUGAUGAUUGUGGAGACUUUAGUGAUGAAUCCGCUCCAGCCUGUGCGCCGUCGAUAACCUGCAGCUUUGAAACACCAUUCAGGUGUGGAUGGCACGUUCCAUCACCGGGAAACUGGAUGUAUGGCAGAGCCCUCUCUCCACCUGGCUUUGUGAAUCCUAAAAUUUGGCCAAAAAAUGAUGCCACUUUCACAACACAUUUCAUUCCUGAGUACCAAGCAGGAACUAGAGUAUCCAAAGCAGAUAUAACCAGCUGCGGGACUGAAGUAGUUGAACUGGUGCUGGAUAAAGAAAGUACAUCAGGGCUUCUAUAUUCUCCAAAUUAUGGGCAUGGCAAUUAUCCCAAUGACCAGAAAUGUACGUGGAGAAUCACAACCGACCCUGAUCAUCAUAUCAAAUUGCACUUCCUGACGUUUUUGAUCGAAUAUCACCCUAACUGCGAUUAUGACUCUAUAUCGAUAUAUGAUGGUAGUAGUACUAAGUUAUUUGGACCAUAUUGCGACAGAUCACCACCAGAAGAGUUUAUAUCACCUUCAAAUAUCGUUGAAAUCCGGUUUACUUCUGAUUACACGGCUACUUUUGAGGGAUUUGUUAUUGAAUAUAGUGAAGCGAUAGAUGCUUAUGAGGCUAUUGAUAUCUGUUCUUCAACCAACAAAACCAAAAUAAUAUCAAAGGGGGAAACGACUGAUGUAAAAAGUAGAUGCAGAAAUAAGACUUGCCACUGUGAUAUGAUAUUCGAAACUGAACGUGAUGACCAGGUUGUAGUUGUAGUGUUUUCUGAUGAGUCUUCACCAGAGUAUAGCUGCGAUGAUCGAUAUGUUCAAAUUGCACUGCAUGAUGGAUCAAAUAAUACUGAUUCAGUUUUGAAAUCGUCCUGUUACAACGGAUAUAUGGAGCCAACAGUGUCAUCUGUCAACAAACUCCUGAUGGCUCUAACAUGGAAGGAAAACCACGACGAACGGAACAUUGACACUGUUGAUUUCAAAAUAACUGCAAUAGACAAACCAGGAUCCUUCAUUGGAAAUGCCAUCCAAGUUGUUGAUAUGAAAGAAUCGUUUAAGAGUCCAAAGAUUACAACGAACGUUGCAGUAUAUUUGAAGUUUUCGUAUAUAUUGUACAAUGGACAAGUCAAAAUCUGGAAGUCUACUGCCAAAUCAAAAAUACUACUGGACCAAUUUUUUAUGGGAGUACCAGAAGGAAAUGCAUCAUCGUCGUCUACAUGGAUGACACGAUCUGUCAAUGUUCACGAUGGAAGUACUAGUAAGAUU